GGCGGCCAGCCGGCCGGCGGGCGUGAGGCGGCCCCGCGGGGCCGGUAGCGGCAGGGACGAGCCCAUGGCCGGAGGGAUAGCCCCGGUUGCCGGGGCUCUGCUCUGCGCCCUGCUCUGGGCGGUGGGGGUGGCGACGGGGGACGAUCCCGGGGGCAGCCCCGCGCCCGGUACCUUCGGCCGCGUCUACCGGGGAGCUGUGAACAUCAGCGCGGAGCGGGUCUACGCCUUCGCCUACAGCAGCGAGCCCGGGCAGGUAGAUGCAGUGCGGGUAUAUGUGAACAGCAGCUCUGAGAACCUCCGAUAUCCCGUCCUCUUUGUAGUUCGCCAGCAGAAGGGAGUGCUGUCCUGGCAGGUCCCGCUCAUUUUUCGAGGCCUCUAUCAGAGGACCUACAGUUACCAAGAAGUGAGUCGGACCCUUUGUCCCUCUGAGCCAGCACCUGAGACAGGACGCUCUGACCAGAUUAUAUUUGUAGACGUCGCUUCCAUGGCACCAUUUAAUAUCGCAUAUGAGCUGCUAGUCACCAGGCUCCAGAACUUCCAACUUGAGACCAACCAGCCCUUUAACUUCACUGCCAGCCCUUCCCAGCCUCAGUAUUUUCUGUACAAGUUUCCUCAGGAUGUCGAUUCGGUCAUUAUUAAAGUGGUGUCUGAUGCAGUCUACCCAUGCUCAGUUGUCUCCGUCCAGGAUAUUGUGUGCCCAGUGUAUGACUUGGACCAUAAUGUGGAGUUCAAUGGUGUUUACCAGUCUAUGACAAAGCAGGCAGCUAUAACAGUACAGAAAAAGGACUUCCCAGGGGAGCAGUUCUUCGUUGUAUUUGUCAUCAAGCCAGAGGAUUAUGCCUGUGGGGGUUCUAUGCCUUCUUCCCUUCCUGGGAAAUUCAACCGUACCUGGAACCUGCAACGGACGAAGAGCCUUCAAGUGACAAUUGUGCCGUCUAUUAAAAAGUCUGUUUAUGUCCAGGCCAUGUUCUUCAGCUUCCUGAGUUUCCUCUCCUUUUACCUCGGCUCAGUGGUGGUUGCUUUUGUGCACUACAUCAGAGUUCGAAGGAAGGCUUCAGCUGGGAGAUUGAGUCCUGGGGAUGGAUCUGGGAUGAUGACGUCAUCGCACCCCAUCACAGCCAGCACCCCUGAGGGAAGCAGCUACGGUGCUAUUGAUGAGUCAAGCUCCAGUGGUGGGCAUCAGUUGUCUUCCCCUGGGUGCAGGCCACCAGCUGGUUCUGACACAGACAGCUCUGUGGAAGAGGAGAGUGACUUUGACACCAUGCCAGAAAUUGAAAGUGAUAAGAAUGUCAUCCGCACUAAGGUGUUCCUCUAUCUAUCAGACCUGUCCAGGAAGGACCGAAGGAUUGUCAGCAAAAAAUACAAAAUCUAUUUCUGGAACAUCAUCACCAUUGCAGUGUUUUAUGCCCUGCCAGUCAUCCAGCUCGUCAUCACUUACCAGACGGUAGUGAAUGUGACGGGCAAUCAGGACAUCUGCUACUACAACUUUCUGUGUGCUCAUCCCCUUGGGGUGCUGAGUGCCUUCAACAACAUCCUCAGCAAUGUGGGCCACAUGCUGCUGGGCUUUCUCUUCCUCCUUAUUGUCUUGCGCAGAGACAUUCUUCACCGUCGGGCCAUGGAAAUGAAAGAUAUCUAUACCCUGGACUAUGGGAUCCCAAAGCAUUUUGGUCUCUUUUACGCUAUGGGUAUCGCUCUGAUGAUGGAAGGGGUCCUCAGUGCCUGUUACCAUGUCUGCCCUAAUUACUCCAACUUCCAGUUUGACACCUCCUUCAUGUACAUGAUUGCAGGACUGUGCAUGCUCAAGCUCUACCAGACCCGCCACCCAGACAUCAAUGCCAGCGCCUACUCUGCCUAUGCUUCAUUUGCUGUGGUCAUCUCUCUGGCUGUCCUUGGAGUGGUGUUUGGCAAAAAUGACAUGUGGUUUUGGGUUAUUUCCGCAAUGAUCCAUGUUUUGGCCUCGCUGGCUCUCAGCACCCAGAUCUACUACAUGGGCCGCUUCAAGAUGGACAUGGGGAUAUUCCGACGGGCAGCGAUGGUGCUGUACACGGACUGUAUCCAGCAGUGCAGUCGACCAAUGUACAUGGACAGGAUGGUGCUGCUCAUUGUUGGAAACCUGGUCAACUGGUCCCUUGCUAUCUUUGGGCUGGUGUAUCGGCCCAGAGACUUUGCUUCCUACAUACUGGGGAUCUUUAUCUGUAACCUGUUGCUGUAUCUGGCUUUCUACAUCAUCAUGAAGCUCCGCAGCUCUGAGAAGCUCCUGCCCAUCCCCCUGUUCUGCAUUGUGGCCACUGCAGUGGUGUGGGCAGCUGCCCUCUACUUCUUCUUCCAGACCCUCAGCAGCUGGGAGGAGACUCCAGCAGAGUCCCGGGAAAAGAACCGGCCGUGCAUCCUGCUGGGCUUCUUUGAUGACCAUGAUGUCUGGCACUUCCUCUCCGCGGCUGCCUUGUUCUUCUCCUUUCUGGUCCUGCUGACGCUGGAUGAUGACCUGGACGUGGUGCGCAGGGACAAGAUCCCAGUGUUCUGAGUCCCCAGGGGACAGAGGGCGCAGGGGCGUCCCAAAUUGCUCAGCCAAAGGCACCAGGCCACUGGCACCUGUGGGGAAUGAGCCUGCUUCUGUGGCCGACAACCCCGUGGGAGCAGGGGAGCCAGAUCCCACAGCAAGCACCAAGGGGUUCUGCAGUAACCGAGGUGGGACCAGGAGGGAAGACUACGUUUGCUCCGUUCUCACUGCAUCCUCUGGGGCAGGCACGACCCGGCAGCUGCGGCCAGUGCACAGCUCGUAGGUGCAGCAGGUGCUGGAGCCAGUGAAGAGGGAGGAAACAAGGAGGUGUGUUUGAGACCUUUGCUUCCCUUCCUCCCUGCUGAUGUUCCCCCCCUUUCCUCUUUGGUGAGCAGGCUUGAAAAGUGCAAUGCAGCUCCUUCAGCAUUGGCAGCCUGUACCCAGCAGGCUGCUGCCCUCAGAGUCCCUUCAGCAGCACAGGGAGAGUGUUUGGUUCCUGUCCCACAGCUGCCAAGUGAGCAAAGGACUUGAAGCUGAGGUGGCAGUGGUGGACUGGCUUCGUUUUUUUUGUUGUUGGAGAGGCUCCUCCUGUCGCUGGCUGGGGGCUGUAGUGUCAGAGGGAGACAGUAGACUGGAGCUGCCCAUGAGUGCUCUCCCAGAGGCAGAACCUCCUGCCCUGCUCUUGUGGCCUCUCAUUUAUGCAUGUUGAACAGCCUCACUUCUCUGGUGGCUCCUACGCAAGCGCUUGUCAAUGUGAUGGUCUCCUUCACAGUGCCAGAAGCGCUGUCCUCAAGUGACCCUAAGAGAGAUGGUGUGGUGAAGCCACAGCCUGGUGUGCUGGGCAGCUCCUUGGCAGCUCCUUGGCUCCCGCUGUGUGGCCUUGCUCAAGGGGUGAGGUGGAACAGGGAGGUUUGUCCAGCAGCCUCAGGCUUUCUCCUCCCAGAAGCUUGCUUUGGGCAAACUUGGCAAAGCAGGUUCCUUUAUGGGCUGGGAGUGUGAGGAGGCUUUGGGGCAGUUGGGGUUGAGCUCCUCAGCUAAAGAUCUGGACCAAACUUCUUUCCUCUCCAACUUUUCUGCAUCUGAAGUAAUUUUUUUAAACAGUUUCUGCAUUCUUCCUGAAUUCUCAGUUAUUUAAAAAACAAGAAUAAGGUGUGAAUUAUUUCAGGCCUUGCGUCUAAAAUGUGACCUGUUUUGCUAAUUUUGAAUUAAAAAGUAUUCUUUGA
Calidris pugnax (ruff) is the source of this 3723-nucleotide messenger RNA. It is a transcript of the gene SIDT1, whose product is annotated as SID1 transmembrane family member 1. NCBI's taxonomy places the organism in Eukaryota, Metazoa, Chordata, Aves, Charadriiformes, Scolopacidae. Bases 65 to 2524 code for a protein of 819 amino acids. The transcript is spliced from 25 exons. Gene Ontology annotation, cellular component: membrane. The record is from RefSeq and is a predicted model, not a curated record.